CUCGGCGCCGGAUCAGGCGCCGGCGGGGAUUCUCCGGCGGCGGGGAUCGAGAAUGCUGGCGGCGGAGCGGUGGAGGAAAGUGGGAAUGGAGGGUUGAAGAACCCGAACCGGCCGAGGCACCGCCAUAGCAACUCGGUGGAUAGCUCAAGCUUGCUGCUUGGGGAAGGAGGGAUGAUUGAAGCUAAGAAAGCCAUGGCUCCCGAGAAGCUGGCUGAGCUAUGGACAAUUGAUCCCAAAAGAGCCAAAAGAAUUCUGGCUAAUCGGCAAUCGGCUGCUAGAUCAAAGGAGCGGAAGGCGCGUUAUAUAUCUGAACUGGAGAGGAAAGUUCACACCCUUCAAACUGAAGCAACCACUCUUUCUGCUACACUCACUCUAUUCCAGAGGGAUACCACAUGCCUGAGUAACGAGAACGCUGAGCUUAAGCUCCGUUUGCAAGCGAUGGAACAACAGGCUCACCUACGUGAAGCAAUAAACAAAGCAUUGAAGAAUGAAGUUGAAAGACUGAGAGUAGCAACUGGGGAAACAAAAAACCCUUCUGAGGUCUACAAUAUGGGAAUGCAACGAAUUCCUUAUGAUAGUCAACAAAUCUUGUUUUCACAAUCAGGCCCGACAAACGAUUCUCAGAGUAUGCAGGUUCCACAAUAUCAUCAUCCCCUCCAAUGGCAGAAGGAUCCUCCUAUUGGUCACUUCCAAGGUCUAGAUAUCAAUGGCAGGGGCUCCCAUGUCAUUAAGACCGAAACCCCAUCAAUAUCUGCCAGUGAAAGCAACAACAGUACAACGACAUUCUAAUCCCUAUAUACUUGUUUAUUUAUUGCAUUGUUCAUAGACCUGACCCCCACCAUGUUUAACGUGGCAUAGAAAACCAUCUCACCAUUCUUCAAGAGUGAGGAUGACCGUCCGCUGCAAAUAUUUGUGGUUAACAAAUGGAUACUGCAGUGGACAGUAUCCUUGACUGUUCUUCAAUUCGUUCAAUCUUUCUUUCUUUUACCUUCUCGCCCAUGUCCAUGGGCGCUCACUUGUUCUCUUUUUGUUCUUUUGGUUCUUGUUUUUUUGGGGCUCAACUUGGGGAAGCAUUUCUUCUUUGUUGUUGUAAUAUUCAUGUAUUAAUAACAUUUCAACUCAUUGUUGAACUGCUGUUUCAAGUCACUGGAGGCGUGAGACUUGUGUUGAUUGGUUCUACACUUGUACUCAUGCUUUUAUAGGUAUUAGUGGACUAAGCGAAAAACGAAGGGAUAAGUACUACAUUCUCUCUUCAGGACUUUUAUAUACAAUUUGUCACUGUACUAAGAUGUCGGUUCUAUUUUAAAAGGACCAAUUGAGAAUAAUAAAGUAUGGAGUAUGUGGUAUUUUUCAUAUCACAUUUAGAUUUAAGUAUCC
Molecule: messenger RNA, 1377 nt
Organism: Cuscuta epithymum
Lineage: Eukaryota; Viridiplantae; Streptophyta; Magnoliopsida; Solanales; Convolvulaceae
Source: the annotation of a GenBank genome assembly